AUGGGAUAUACCGAGAGAGAUUGGCUCGCCAUUAACACCAUCCGUGUUCUUGCUGCCGAUGCCACCUUCGCAUCUAACUCGGGCCACCCUGGCGCGCCCAUGGGUAUGGCGCCGGCUGCCCACGUCCUAUUUAACAAGUUCAUGAAGUUCAACCCCAAGAACCCCAAGUGGUUGAACCGUGAUCGAUUCGUCCUCUCCAACGGCCACGCAUGCAUGCUCCACUAUGCUCUCCUUCACCUUUUUGGAUAUGACGUGUCCAUGGACGAUAUCAAGAACUUCCGAAAAGUUGACAGCAUCACUCCCGGACAUCCCGAGGCGCAUCACACCCCGGGUAUCGAGGUCACCACUGGUCCUCUAGGCCAGGGUAUCUCCAACGCUGUUGGUCUUGCUAUUGCUCAGGCCCAGACAGCCGCUACUUUCAACAAAGAUGGCUUCCCUCUUGUCGACAAUUACACCUACUGCUUCCUGGGCGAUGGUUGCUUGAUGGAGGGUGUCUCUGCCGAGGCUAGCUCUUUGGCUGGUCACUUGCAACUAGGCAACUUGAUUGCUAUCUACGACGACAACCAGAUUACCAUCGACGGUGACACCGCCUGUGCCUUCACCGAAGAUGUUGUUAAGCGAUACGAAUCGUACGGCUGGCACGUCGAGGUUGUCCUUGACGGUGACAACAACCUUGACGAGAUUGAGAAGGCUAUCCAAAAGUGCAAGGACGUCAAGGACAAGCCUUCAUUGAUCAAGCUCAAGACUACCAUCGGUUACGGUUCUAAGCAGCAGGGUACCCACGGAGUUCACGGCUCCCCGCUGAAGGCUGACGACAUCAAGCAGCUCAAGGAGAAGUUUGGCUUCAACCCUGAACAGUCCUUCAUCGUACCCCAGGAAGUGUAUGAAGAUUAUGGCAAGAAGGCUGCCGAGGGUGCCGCUCUUGAAGAGGAGUGGAACAAGCUGUUCGCUAGCUACGCUAACAAGUACCCUGCCGAGUAUGCCGACCUCGCCCGUCGUCUAAAGGGCGACCUUCCCGAAGGCUGGGAGAAGAACCUCCCCGUAUAUACCCCGCAGGACGCCGCCCAGGCAUCCCGAAAGCUUUCCGAAAUUGUUCUUUCCAAGAUCGAAGCUGCUAUUCCCGAGCUCAUUGGUGGUUCCGCCGAUUUGACGGGAUCCAACCUGACACGAUGGAAGGAUGCUGUUGACUUCCAGCCGCCCUCAACUGGGUUGGGUAAUUACGCUGGCCGAUACAUCCGAUAUGGUGUCCGUGAGCACGGUAUGGGUGCUAUCAUGAACGGUCUCGCCGCCUAUGGCACCCUCAUCCCCUACGGAGGUACUUUCUUAAACUUUGUCUCAUACGCCGCCGGUGCUGUGCGUCUAUCUUCGUUAUCGCGGUUCCGAACGAUCUGGGUCGCCACCCACGACUCUAUUGGUCUUGGUGAGGAUGGUCCUACUCACCAGCCGAUCGAGACCCUCGCCCACUUCCGCGCCCUGCCCAACAUGAUGGUCUGGCGACCGGCAGACGGUAACGAGACAAGCAGUGCUUACUACAUUGCCUUGAUUUCCAAGCACACUCCUAGCAUUAUCGCUCUAUCGCGACAGAACCUACCCCAACUCGAGGGCUCAAGCAUCGAGAAGGCGAACAAGGGUGGCUACGUCCUACACGACGUUGAGGGUGCCGAUAUCACCCUGGUUUCGACCGGGUCCGAAGUCUGCAUCUGCGUUGACGCCGUUAAGUACCUCCAGGAGAAGCACGGCCUCAAGGCACGUGUCGUUUCCAUUCCUUGCUUCGAGCUCUUCGACUUGCAGUCCAAGGAAUACAGACUGAGCGUUCUCCCUGACGGUAUCCCGUCCCUAUCCGUAGAAGUCAUGAGCACAAUGGGUUGGGAGAGAUAUACCCACGAGCAGUUCGGCCUCAACCGAUUCGGUGCUUCCGGCGCCUACAAGGACAUCUACAAGAAGUUCGAGUUCACCCCUGAAGGUAUAGCCAAGAGGGCUAUUGCUACUGUCGAGUUCUGGAAGGGCGUUCCCAACAUCCGCUCUCCGAUCAACCGCGCAUUCCAGCAGCUCAUUUAA
This is a messenger RNA of Daldinia caldariorum, 2058 nucleotides long. RefSeq names its product transketolase. Gene Ontology annotation, molecular function: transketolase activity. The transcript is spliced from 6 exons. Gene Ontology annotation, biological process: pentose-phosphate shunt. The coding region runs from base 1 to 2058 and encodes 685 amino acids. The record is from RefSeq and is a predicted model, not a curated record. Lineage: Eukaryota; Fungi; Ascomycota; Sordariomycetes; Xylariales; Hypoxylaceae. Gene Ontology annotation, cellular component: cytosol.